This is a messenger RNA of Mesocestoides corti, 396 nucleotides long. NCBI's taxonomy places the organism in Eukaryota, Metazoa, Platyhelminthes, Cestoda, Cyclophyllidea, Mesocestoididae. The record is from the annotation of a GenBank genome assembly.
AUGAACGCCUUCAAUGAAAGACUAGAUGUUCCAGUUGCUACAAUCUACACUUGGAAUCGUAAGUCGUCGGGGGAGGGGGUGAUCGGCCGAGUGACUGCUAAGAUCAAUCACAGUAAACUUCUCCUCAGACCGCAGAAACGUCAGGAAUGUACCAAGGCGCUGAGAACAGUGGUGGCAUUCAGGAAAUCCCCCACGUUCCACGAGGCACAGGCGGCAAUUCUGGUCGUCAACGGUUUGGACUCCCACCUCUCUGUCGAGUCGCCUCCAGUCAUUCCAACAGGUCGAUUGGUCAGGUCACCGAAGCCACCACCGAGCGACCCUCCGAUGGUGUCAGAGGUCAAGCACAGGGAGCGCAAAAUUGUCUACUUGGAUACACUCGGGGAUUGUUUACUCUAG